Molecule: messenger RNA, 1403 nt
Organism: Paramecium pentaurelia
Lineage: Eukaryota; Ciliophora; Oligohymenophorea; Peniculida; Parameciidae
Source: the annotation of a GenBank genome assembly
AUGUACUAAGAUAUAGAUUUUAAUGAUUAAAACAAUAAUAAUGUACCUAAAACUUCAACAGAACAUAGUAAUACAAAAUCAUCUGAUUCAUAAAGAGUAAGUUAUUUUUAUUAUUAGAAAUUAUCGCAAAUGAAAUAUAAUAAUAAAGAAAAUCCCGUGAUUAUUGAUAAUAAAUACGUAUUACUUAAUGUAAUCUAUUAAGGAAAGACUUCAACAAUCUUUGAAGGUAAUAAAACUACUAUUUUCCAAGCCAUCAAUUUAUAAUUACAAUAGGCAUGUGUUGUUAGGAUGACUCUUAUAUCAAAAAGUGAUAAUAGCACUAAAAUACUUUAGUAUUUUAAAACUUAAUUUGAGAAUCAAUUUGAGGAGAAAUAUUAAAGUGGAAAAAUAGUAUAGAACCCAUAAGAUUGUUUAGUUAGAUUGAUCGAUCAUGGUGUUUUCAUGAAUCAAUAUAAUUAUCAAGUUCUUAAUAAAACUGGUCCUAGCUUAAAAUUUUGGUUUAAUUUUUGGAAAUCAAGGUUUUCUUUCGAAUGUAUAAUUUUAAUCAUUCUAAAAACUGUAAUAUUAUUCACAUUUUUAGAUUGAUGCUCUUUAGUUAUUACAUUCUGGUAACUUUAUUCAUGCAAAUUUAAAUAUGCAAAGUUUAUUAACUAGUUUAGAAAAUUAAAAGACUCUAUCCUUAGGUAAUCUCUAAUAAGCAAUAUUAUUCAAACCUAAUUCAAAAAUAGGAUAAAAAUGUUAACAUUUAAAUAAAUAUUCAAGUUUGGGAUAGCAUCUAGGAAUAUGUAACAAAUUACAUAUAAAAUGAUUAGAAAUUUCUCCUAAAGAUGAUUUAGAAAGUUUACUUUAUAUAGUAAUAUAACUAUUGACAGAUGGAGAAUUCUUUGAUUAAUAAAAACAUUUUAAAACUCGUUCAGAAAAAUUAUAAUGGUAUUUUUCAGUUAAGCAUUCAUUUUUACCAGAAAAGGUUCUUAAAAAUUAUCCUCCUUGUUUUACAGAUUUUGCAAAUAAGAUAAAAUUUUUAAAUCCAAUGGAAUUACCAAUUAAUUAUGAUAUUUUAAAAUCUGUAUUUAAGGGAUGUAAAAAUUUAGAAUUUGAUUGGGUAAUAAUAUAUUUGAUAAUAAAUAUAGAAUCCUUUAAUUAAUGGAUUAAAAAAGAAUAGUGGAAAUACAAGUUAAUAAGUAUCAAUGUAAAAUGUAGAUUUGAAAUCUGGAUAAUUAUCACUUGAUACAAUUAAUGAAUCAUUAAAUGAAUAAGUCAUUGAUAUACAUCAUAGUUUAGUGUAAACACAAAAACAUAUAGGAGAUUAUUGUGAUUUCAAUCCAGAAACAUAAGAAUCUGAUGGAGAAAUCUCUUUUGAAGAAGAAUCAACUGAUAAAAGUUAUGUUUACUGCUUCAAAUGA